Messenger RNA from Alternaria alternata, 864 nucleotides. RefSeq lists its product as hypothetical. The record is from RefSeq and is a predicted model, not a curated record. Bases 327 to 764 code for a protein of 145 amino acids. The transcript is spliced from 2 exons. NCBI's taxonomy places the organism in Eukaryota, Fungi, Ascomycota, Dothideomycetes, Pleosporales, Pleosporaceae.
CCGCAACCAACCCCAAAACAGCCAAUACAAUGUAUACGAUGACCGGACGAUGGUGGCUCGCCAGCUUACGCAGCCUCACCGUCCUAUCCGAAGGCAUCGCUCUUAUUGGCUACAAUUCGAAAGCACAGCCUCCACAGCCUGCCAUAACACCCUAUCAUCUCGUCAGGCGUCCAGUCUCACAACCAGCCUUGAAGCUCCCCAAAAUCGGGCAGAAGCAGGCUGAAAGGCAUAUAGUAGUACCGUCGCGCGCUUGAUUUCACGACUAAUCUUUACACGUUCACACAGUAAACAGUAUCUAGGUACCACUGAAUCACGAAAUAUCUGAGAUGGGUAUCCCUACUACUCCGCAAGAAGCAGCACCCGCAUACGAAGAAGUAUUCAACGACCAUCCUGUGAACCGAUGUGCGCCCUCGGGAUCAGCUUCAGCUUACGCAACUCUUCCCCAAACCGAUGACCACGAUAUUGAACUUCAUGCUCAAUCUCACAACCAUACAAGUUCCUCGAUCGCAGCACCCGCCAUCUCUUCUUCUCCAGAGACAUUGGCACAGACAAUCACCAACUUUCUACGACCUAAUCCCGAGCCACACACGCAUUGCGAGGUAUGUGACAACCAAGUUCAAAUCGAGGCGAGGCGGAGGCGGGAGGGUGAGAAGUACUGUUGUACCAUGGUCGCAGCGACUUUCAUGACAUUAUUUGUAUGUGGCAUGUUGUUGGGAGUGUCAAUCGUUGCCAUGGCGGCGAAGAGAAAGACGUCUGAGGACUAAGAGAAUAUGGCCUAAUCGUGCGACUGAGUACUUAGGUAUAUAGUAUUCUCGAUAAUCUAAACUUCCGGAACUUAAUACGAUCUAAGUCAAAGAACUCUAC